Messenger RNA from Paralichthys olivaceus (Japanese flounder), 1856 nucleotides. It is a transcript of the gene yipf6, whose product is annotated as Yip1 domain family, member 6. The record is from RefSeq and is a predicted model, not a curated record. Gene Ontology annotation, biological process: endoplasmic reticulum to Golgi vesicle-mediated transport. Lineage: Eukaryota; Metazoa; Chordata; Actinopteri; Pleuronectiformes; Paralichthyidae. Gene Ontology annotation, cellular component: membrane; trans-Golgi network.
AUGACGUCUUGCGGAAGUAAACAAAGCUCGGCUGACGUGGAGCAGUCGAACCGGAUGAACCGGAUCUGAAUCGAGUGGUUCAGAACCGUGGGGUCGAUUCCGUGUCUGUCACGUCAACGUUGGCCCGGUCGUGUCGGUGUCUCCGGCUCCAGCAGAACUAGCCCCCGUGUGUGAAGCCUCCCUGCGCGGUUAAGAUGGCGGCGGCGGACGACGCCAGCAGGCCGUUCGCCGGACUGUCCGAUGUGUCCAUCUCGGAGGACAUCCCGGUGGAGGGGGACAUCUCCGUCCCCGUCGGCUCCUCCAGGAGAGACGACGAGUACUCGACGCUGGACGAGCCGGUGAAGGAGACCAUCCUGCGGGACCUGCGGGCGGUGGGCAACAAGUUCAUCCACGUCCUGUACCCGAAGCGGAGCUCGGCGCUGCUGCGGGACUGGGACCUGUGGGGCCCGCUGCUGCUCUGCGUCACCCUGGCUCUGCUGCUGCAGGGCGGAGCGGCCGAUACCGACGACCAGGGGGGGCCACAGUUCGCUGAGGUCUUCGUCAUCAUCUGGUUCGGCUCCAUCAUCAUCACCCUCAACUCCAAACUGCUGGGCGGCACCAUCUCCUUCUUCCAGAGCCUGUGCGUGCUCGGGUACUGCAUCAUGCCUCUGACGGUGGCCAUGGCCGUGUGCCGCAUCGUGCUGAUCGGCGGCUCGGGGACGGUCAGCUUCGCCGUGCGGCUGGUGGUGGUGACGGCGUCCUUCGGCUGGUCCACCUUCGCAUCCACGGCGUUCCUCGCCGACAGCCAGCCGGCCAACCGCAAGGCGCUGGUGGUGUACCCGGUGUUCCUCUUCUACUUCGUGAUUGGGUGGAUGAUCCUGACGUUCUCGCCCUCGCAGUAGAGGAGGAGCAACAGGACUGGGUUUGAGUCGACGGGGGAGGUUUUUUUCGUGGAAGGACUCAGACGAACUCUAGGAUCUGCCUUCGAUCGACUACUGACGUGACUGACGAGUUCCUGAGCCUCAGCUUCUGGACUCACGGGACAUUCAAAUAAUUCCUUUGGGAGCAGCAGGGGGUUUAUGCUCCGAUCCAGAGUCGACGCCGCACUGCAGAGGGGGGUUUUGAAAAAGCUGAUGAAAAUGUUCGGAUUCUUCCAGUUUGUCUCCCAAAAGCUGUGUAAAAUAAAAAAAAAGUCCAUAAGCUUGUAUAUAGAGAUGCUUUAUGAAUGUUAGAACUCCAGGGCUCCCUGCGUUCUGCGCUUCCUCCUGAUCACUCUGGGUUUUCAAACAUGUCAACGCUUCAUUCUGCAUUUUUUUAGACUUUUUUUACGACCAAGAAACCAAACCGUCGUCAACUCAUUUUGCUCAUUUUGUUCGAGUUUUAUUGGAGGGUUGAUUUUUGUUUUCCUGAGACAGAUGACGACAGAAAGACGAGUCAAACCGGUGACGUCUCAAAUGUCUCGAUCUUCACGAUCUCUGUCUUCACCUCCUCUUUCAGACUGUGAGUGAGCUGAUGCGUUCACACGUCAUCCUCCCUCGCUGGUUUUAAAAGGCAUUCUGAGCGAACUUCUGGCUGUGAUUAGUCGACUAAACAACCAUUAACCUUUGACCCCUGCUCUGUUGUCAGACGACUUGUCUUUUCUCUUCUUAAAUCACUAACUCUGUCUGGUCAGGUCUUUUAAUUUAUGGGUAUUGAUUUACAUCAAAGAAAAAAAGAUUAAAAUUCAUUUGAUCUGCAGCGACUGUAUGUUCUGUAUUUUUCAGGAUCAGCUCUCACACGUUUUAUUUCUGUAUGAAAUAAUUUCACAAUUCUGAAUGAACUUCUUACAAAUCCAACUCAUUUAAAUAAAAAACACUGGCUUCACGGAACGAACGAAA